Microplitis mediator is the source of this 1620-nucleotide messenger RNA. Its product is annotated as protein arginine methyltransferase NDUFAF7, mitochondrial. The coding region runs from base 268 to 1620 and encodes 450 amino acids. Gene Ontology annotation, biological process: mitochondrial respiratory chain complex I assembly. The transcript is spliced from 5 exons. Gene Ontology annotation, cellular component: mitochondrion. Gene Ontology annotation, molecular function: protein-arginine omega-N symmetric methyltransferase activity. NCBI's taxonomy places the organism in Eukaryota, Metazoa, Arthropoda, Insecta, Hymenoptera, Braconidae. The record is from RefSeq and is a predicted model, not a curated record.
GGAGCCAGCUGAUAAUUACGUCAGAAGAAUUUGUUUAAAAAUUAUAUAGUAAGUGGCCCAGUUUCUGACCACCGAUCAAAAAUUUUGGAUGAUACUUAAUAAAUAUAUACAUAUAUAUAUUUGAAUAUAAAUUAUAAGACAAAAAUCGAAGUUCCAUCAUGUCUGGAACCUGCCCAUGAUAAAUCACUGGAUAAUUUAUCUAACAAAGUGUCAAAUAUAAAAUACAGAGCAUCUUCAUCAGUAAGGUUUUGAUGAUUUAGUUUAAAUAUGAAACUCUUGAUAAAUCUCCAAAGAAAAAAGUUGAUAAUAAAUAAUUAUGAAAAAUUAUUCAAUAAAUCAACGGGAGCAGCAGUGAGAUGCUGGUACUCAUCGAAUGUCACUGAAAAAUCAAAUAAAGAGACGAAACCUGUAUUACAUAAACAUUUGCAUGCUAAAAUAAAGUCAUGCGGACCAAUUCCUGUUGCUGAGUACAUGAAGGAAGCGCUGACGAAUCCUGUAGCUGGGUAUUAUAUGCUGAGAGAUGUGUUUGGUGCUGAAGGAGAUUUUAUAACUUCUCCAGAAAUUUCUCAGAUGUUUGGAGAGUUGGUGGGAAUAUGGGUGCUCAAUGAAUGGAGAAAAAUUAGUAAAGAUGAUUUCCAAUUGGUCGAACUAGGACCAGGAAGAGGAACGUUGAGCAAAGACAUUCUGAAAGUAUUCAAACAACUCAAGGCCAUAAAUAAAUUGUCUGUUCAUUUAGUCGAAGUCAGUCCGGCUUUGUCAGACAUUCAGGCGAAAAAAUUGUGCGUCUCUUCCAAAGAAGUUUCUCCAAUUUUAAUUAGCGGCGAUGAUAAAGAAAAUAAAUUAGCGAGUUAUCAUUACCGGGAAGGAGUUACUGAAGACGGGACUAAAGUAUUUUGGUACCGUUCUAUUGAACAUGUUCCCAGAAAAUUUAGUGUUUUUAUUGCUCAUGAAUUUUUUGAUGCUUUACCAAUCCACAAAUUUCAGAAAAAUAAUGGAGCCUGGCAUGAAGUCUUUGUAGAUAUCGACCCAAAUAAUGAAGAAAAAUUCCGAUAUGUCAUGUCCAAGUUUCCCACUUUGUCAAGUAAAUUAUUUAUAUCGGAAAAUGAACAACGAGACCACGUGGAAGCGAGUCCACAGACGAUGGUAAUAAUCGACUACAUGUCAAAAUUUUUAAAAGAGUGCGGCGGGUUUGCAUUGAUAGCUGACUACGGUCACGACGGAGACAAGACUGACACAUUCCGAGCUUUCAAAAACCACCAGCAGCAAGACCCGCUGGUUGCUCCAGGAACGGCGGAUCUGACAGCGGAUGUGGACUUUGCGAUGAUUAAAAAAAUUGCAACUAAAGACGACAGAACUAUGGCCUUCGGGCCGGUAAACCAGAGAAAAUUUUUACUAGAUCUAGGUAUUGAUGUCCGACUUAAUGUGUUGCUGCAAAAAGCACCGGAUUCUGAUAGAAAAGAUUUAAUAUCUGGGUACAAAAUGCUGAUUGACGAAGACAAAAUGGGUAAAUGUUUUAAAAUGCUGGCAUUAUUUCCGUCGGUUUUGAAAGAUCACCUGAUGAUGUGGCCAGUUGUGGGAUUUUUUGAUAGAAAAACGGAGAAUGACAGUAGAGAUAAAUAA